AUUCAUGUUUUACUUCACAAGUUUAACAGAAAGUAAUAAAAUAAAUUAUAAUCAAAACAUAUGAACGAGAUACCUUCGAAAGCACAUAUGUCAAAAUCAUCGUGUGGGUGAGUGAGUCAUUUCUGAUACAAGGAAUCGGCGAAUUUAAACUUCUGUCAAAUCAUAUUCUAAAAGAGUUUUCGAAAACAGUGACUAUAAUGGCUGAUCCAAGAAUAAGAACCAUCAAAAUUAAGGCAGGUGUUGCCAAAAGAUUGGCCAAAGAAAAGACAGUAUAUGAAAAAGAAGCUGAACAGCAAAGAGCGAGAAUAGAGAAGUACAAGCAAGAUGGUAAAGAUGAAUAUGAAAUACGUAAGCAAGAAGAAGUCUUACAAGAAUCACUGAUGAUGGUGCCUGAUUGUCAACGAAGACUUAAAGUAGCAUAUGAUGAAUUGGUCAAAAUUUUGGAGACAGAGGCAGACUUGGCAGAAAAUGAAGAAUAUAUUAAUGCAAAGAAAAUAUUGGAAGAUGCAAAACUUCAAUUACCAUCAUCCACUGAAGUCAUAACUACUUAAAUUGGAUCCAAACUUUUUUAUUCUUUAUAUUUAAUAUUUUUUAAUCUGGUAGAUUUUAAAAAUCAGCGGACUAAACUGUGAUAAUAAUCAGUUGUGAACAGAUUUUAUCACUGAUUUUUUUGAUAUUCUUCAAUUUUUUGUUACAUCUUAAUAAAUUUUUAUAUAUGCUUGA
This is a messenger RNA of Aethina tumida (small hive beetle), 723 nucleotides long. It is a transcript of the gene Tbca, whose product is annotated as tubulin-specific chaperone A. Gene Ontology annotation, molecular function: beta-tubulin binding. The coding region runs from base 198 to 551 and encodes 117 amino acids. Gene Ontology annotation, biological process: post-chaperonin tubulin folding pathway; tubulin complex assembly. The record is from RefSeq and is a predicted model, not a curated record. The transcript is spliced from 2 exons. NCBI's taxonomy places the organism in Eukaryota, Metazoa, Arthropoda, Insecta, Coleoptera, Nitidulidae. Gene Ontology annotation, cellular component: cytosol; microtubule cytoskeleton.